CACCCUCUGCCCAGCACCCCCUGCCCAGGGCCGGGCGUGCCAGCGAGGCCACCGACGCGGCAGCAGGGCCUGGCAUGGCGCCAGGGGGCGAGGAGACGCCGCUGAUCGGGGGCAGGUCCUGCAGCCUCUCCUCCACCGAGGCUGGCACCCUCCAGGUGUUCCUGUACCACCGGGCACCUGCCCCCCCCAGCCCGCCGGGCACCCCCGGGCCGCCCAGCCUGGGCACCGCUGCAGGCUUCCUCACCUUCACCUUCGGCCAGUACACAGCAGAGGAGCUCUGCGUGAGGGCUGCCAAGGCCUGUGGUGUGGUGCCCGUGUGCCACACGCUCUUCGCCCUGGCCACCGAGGACCUCAGCUGCUGGUUCCCCCCCAGCCACCUCUUCAGGGUGGACGAAUCCUGCACCCAGGUGGUGCUGUACAGGAUCAGGUUCCUCUUCCCCAGCUGGUGUGGGCUGGGGCAGUGCCAGCGCUGCCAGCUGCCCAGUGGCACUGCCAGCCCCGUCCUGGACUACCCAACCAUCGACUACCUCUUUGCCCAGUGCCGCAGUGACUUCCUUGGGGGCCGCCUGGCAGUGCCACUCAGCCUGCCCACCCAGGAGGAGUGCCUGAGCCUGGCACUGCUGGACAUGCUGCGCAUCGCCAGGGAGCAGGGGCACAGCCCCCGGCGCCUCUGCAGCCUCCUCAGCUACAAGAGCUGCCUGCCGGCGGCGCUGCGGUGCCAGCUGCAGCAGGAGACCUUCCUGACCCGCAAGCGGCUGCGGCGCCGCUUCUGCCAGGCCCUGCGGCGCCUGGGGGGGUGCCAGGCCGAUGGGCACUGCCUGAAGCUCAAGUACCUGCUGGACCUGGGGCGGCUGCAGCAGCGCUGGGCACAGGAGAGCUUCGGGGGGCGCCUGCCAGGCGCUGCCAGGGGCAUCUCCGUCCACGUGGCCGGGGAGAGUGGCAUCAGCUGGAGCUGGGAGGGCAGCCAGGGCCGGCAGCACUUCUGCGACUUCCCGGAGCUCAGCGACGUCAGCCUCAGGCAGGCCGGCAGGGAGGGCGGCCCCGCGGAGCGCCGCCUGGUGGCCAUCAGCAGCACUGACAGCAGGGUGCUGGAGGUGGAGCUGCCCUCGCUGCAGCAGGCUCUGUCCUUGGUGGCUCUCCUGGAUGGCUACUACCGGCUGACCGCCGAUGCCCACCACUACUUCUGCCGGGAGCUGGCACCUCCACGGCUCCUGGAGGACUUGGAGAACCUGUGCCAUGGGCCCAUCAGCUCGGAGUUUGCCAUCCGGAAGCUGCAGGUGGCAGGGAGCCAGCCAGGGCUGUACCUCCUGCGCCGCAGCCCCCAGGACUUCGACAGCUUCCUGCUGACCAUCUGUGCCCGGAGCCGCUCGGGCCGCGACUACAAGCGGUGCCUGAUCCGCAGGGACGAGGAGGGCAGCUUCUGGCUCUCGGGGGUGGCGCGGAGGUUCUGCAGCCUGCAGGAGCUGCUGGGCACCUACCGGCACCGCGGGCUGCAGGCAGAGGGUGCCCGCAUGAGGCUUGCUGCCUGCUGCCCGCCCCUGCCCAGAGAGAGGUCCAACCUGCUGAUCCUGCGCAGCAGCCGCCCCCAGCCCCCCCCGGGCUCCCCUGCCGGCCCCCGGCGCAGCCUCUCCCAGAUGGUCUUCCACAAGAUCCACCCCCGGGGGCUCACCAGGGGGGAGAGCCUGGGCCAGGGCUCCUUCACUCAGAUCUUCAGGGGCCUGAGGAAGGAGCAGCAGGAGGAUGGAGAGCUCCAGACCCAGGUGGUGCUCAAGGUCCUGGACGGCAACCACCGCAACUGCGCCGAGUCCUUCCUGGAGGCAGCCAGCACCAUGAGCCAGCUCUCCCACAAGCACCUGGUCCUGCUGCACGGUGUCAGCCUCGGCAAGGAGAGUAUCAUGGUGCAGGAGUAUGUCAGGUAUGGGCCCCUGGACCUCUACCUGAAGAAGAACCAAGGUGAGGGCAAGGUGACCACGAGCUGGAAGCUGCAGGUGGCCAAGCAGCUGGCAUAUGCCCUCAACUACCUGGAGGACAAGAGGAUCCCCCAUGGCAAUGUCUCUGCCAAGAAGGUCCUGCUGGCCCGGGAGGGGGACGUGGCCACCGGCAGCCCUCCCUUCAUCAAGCUCAACGACCCUGGAGUCAGUGUCACCGUCCUGGCCAAGGAGAUGCUGGUGGAGAGGAUCCCCUGGGUGGCCCCCGAGUGCCUCAGUGACCCCAAGAGCCUGGCGCUGCCAGCCGACAAGUGGAGCUUUGGGGCAACCCUCUGGGAGAUCUUCAGUGGUGGCAACAUGCCAGUGAGCCUGCUGGAGCCCCCCAGGAAGCUGGAGUUCUACCAGAGGCAGCUCCAGCUGCCAGCCCCCAAGUGGACAGAGCUGGCCACGCUGAUGGCUCAGUGCAUGGACUACCAGCCCCAGCGCCGGCCCUGCUUCCGCGCCCUCAUCCGGGACCUCAACAGCCUCAUCACCUCUGAUUAUGAGCUGCUCUCAGAUCUGUCACCCAGCGACGUGGCACUGCAGGACAGCUUCUGGGGGUGCCAACCCCUCAGCCUGUGCCAGGACCCCACACACUUUGAGGAGAGGCAUCUCAAGUACAUCUCACUGCUGGGCAAGGGCAACUUCGGGAGCGUGGAGCUGUGCAGGUAUGACCCCCUGGGGGACAGCACCGGGGAGCUGGUGGCAGUGAAGAGGCUGCAGCAGGAUUCGGCCAAGGAGCUGCAGGACUUCCAGAGGGAGAUCCAAAUCCUGCACUCCCUGCAGCACGACUUCAUCGUCCAGUACAGAGGGGUCUGCUACAGCAGGGGGCGCCGCGGGCUGCGGCUGGUGAUGGAGUUCCUGCCCAACGGCUGCCUGAGGGACUACCUGCAGAGGAACCAACCCCACCUGGACCACAGCACCCUGCUCCUCUAUGCCUGGCAGAUCUGCAAGGGCAUGGAGUACCUGGGGGCGCAGCGCUGCGUGCACAGGGACCUGGCCAGCAGGAACAUCCUGGUGGAGAGCCAGAGCCACGUCAAGAUCGGGGACUUCGGGCUGGCCAAGCUGCUGCCCCAGGGCAAGGACUACUACGUGGUGCGAGAGCCUGGGCAGAGCCCAGUCUUCUGGUAUGCUCCAGAGUCCCUGGCAGACAACCUCUUCUCCAGGGCCUCUGACACCUGGAGCUUUGGUGUCCUCCUCUAUGAGCUCUUCACCUACAGCAACAAGAGCAAGAGCCCCUCCGAGGAGUUCCUCCGCAUGCUGGGCGCCACCAAGGCCUCGCAGCUCAUCUGCCACUUGCUGGAGCUGCUGAAGGACAACCAGCGGCUGCCAGCGCCCCCUGGGUGCCCCACCGAGGUGUACUCCCUGAUGCUGAGCUGCUGGGCGUUCAGCCCCGGCUCCAGGCCCUCCUUUGGGGAGCUGCUCCCCAAGAUCGAGCUGCUGAGGGACAGCAGGAGCAAAGCCCACGGGUAG
Messenger RNA from Dryobates pubescens (Downy woodpecker), 3440 nucleotides. RefSeq names its product Janus kinase 3 (gene JAK3). The coding region runs from base 75 to 3440 and encodes 1121 amino acids. NCBI's taxonomy places the organism in Eukaryota, Metazoa, Chordata, Aves, Piciformes, Picidae. Gene Ontology annotation, cellular component: cytoskeleton; cytosol; membrane. The record is from RefSeq and is a predicted model, not a curated record. Gene Ontology annotation, molecular function: ATP binding; non-membrane spanning protein tyrosine kinase activity; cytokine receptor binding. The transcript is spliced from 24 exons. Gene Ontology annotation, biological process: cell surface receptor signaling pathway via JAK-STAT; cell differentiation; hemopoiesis.